GAACACCAGUUCACCACAACCGACUCGACUGAAGGUAGAUGCAUUUUAAUCCCUCUGUUGAUAUCACUCUCAGCCAACCAGCUCGGAACUUUUGUGGAAAUCUUAAAGGUUUCAAUGGUGUUGGCUUGAUGGGAUCCAAGCGGGCAACAAAGUGAUGGUCUAAGGACUCCGAGUCACAGAGGUGCUCGCGCGUGGAAUGUUGCGCUGGUCUGUGCACCUUGAAGGAGGGCCGCGGAGAGUCAACCAUGCUGCUGUGGCGGUGGGGCACAAGGUGUACUCCUUUGGAGGCUACUGCUCCGGGGAGGACUACGAGACACUCCGUCAGAUUGACGUGCAUGUCUUCAACACAGUGUCUUUGCGCUGGAUGAAGUUGCCUCCUGUGAGGACGGGAGGACAUGAACGUGUCCGUGAAGUGCCAUAUAUGCGUUAUGGCCACACAGCUGUGCUGCUGGAUGAUGUUAUCUACCUCUGGGGUGGGCGUAACGACACAGAGGGGGCCUGCAAUGUGCUUUAUGCCUUUGAUAUCAACUCCCACAGAUGGUUCACACCCAAGAUUUCAGGGACUGUUCCAGGGGCAAGGGACGGCCACUCGUCCUGCGUCCUGGGGAAGUCGAUGUAUAUAUUUGGAGGAUAUGAGCAGCUGGCGGACUGCUUUUCAAAUGACAUCCACAAGCUGGACACCACCACCAUGGUUUGGUCAUUAAUUAAUGCUAGAGGCACUCCGGCACGAUGGAGGGACUUCCACUCAGCCACCAUCAUCGGGACAAAGAUGUUUGUGUUUGGAGGGCGAGCAGACCGCUUUGGUCCCUUCCACUCCAACAACGAGAUCUACUGCAACAAGAUCAAAGUGUUCGACACAGAGACCAACUGCUGGCUGGGCACCCCUUCAACACAGCCAUUGCCAGAGGGACGCAGGAGUCAUUCAGCCUUUUCCUACAAUGGAGAGUUGUAUAUAUUUGGGGGAUACAAUGCCCGUCUGGACCGGCACUUCAACGACCUCUGGAAAUUCAAUCCAGAAGCCUUUUCCUGGGAGAAGGUAGAACCGAAGGGGAAAGGCCCAUGUCCACGGAGACGGCAGUGCUGUUGUAUGGUUGGAGAUCGAAUCAUCCUCUUUGGAGGAACCAGCCCCUGUCCAGAGCAAGGAAUGGGUGAUGAAUUUAACCUCAUGGAUCAUUCAGACCUGUAUAUCUUAGACUUCAGCCCUAAUUUGAAGACGUUAUGCAAAAUAGCUGUUAUUCAGUACAGUCUGGAGCAGUCAGGACUCCCACAUGAUAUCAGAUGGGAACUUGCCGCCAUGACCACCAACAGCAACAUCAGCAGGCCCAUCUUCUCCUCACACGGUUGACACAGCUGAAUGUGAAGCAGAACCAGAACUCCUCGCUCUGUUUCAGGACACUAGGCUUUUAUCUUUCUAAUCAACCGAGCUCCGGCGGACUGGUUUUUGUAGAGUUUGGAUCUGUAUCGGAUUUAUUUUCCACAAUCUUCAAGUGAAAACUCAUCACUGACCAAACUAUAUUGCGUGUGAUUUCCUUGGACACCGUGAGCUUUCUCUUGUGAAAGGAUGUUUUAACCCUUAAGACACUGGUUACAUGAGACAGAAAUUGUUGACACCUUUUUUCUCUUCUUUCUAGUCUCUCUAGAAAUCCAAUCAGCCUAUGAUAAUCAUAGACUUCUAAUCUUAAGCACAGGAAGAGACAAGAACUUCAGCCAAAGGUCUUGAGAGCUAACCUCUUUGUUGAGGAUGUCACCCUGAUGUCACACUCAACAGAUCUCCUCUAAAAGACAAAUGUGAACCUUCUGUUACAGAUACGAAGAGACUGAUGGUCAUGAGUUUGUAUAUCUCGCAGCUCUAACAUGGUCAUAAAACCAUGUAAAAACUACCAUGUCCAUUUGCAGCAUAUUAAGUUAUGUACACAAUAUACGAAGUGGAUGGGGUUAAUUUAUAACUUUGGUGUUAAAUGCAAGGAGACGGCGUAUUGUGGUACAAGAUUUUUAGGGACGUUAUGCUUGUGAAAAGUUCUGUUUGACUGGCUUUCAAUGCUUACCCUUCUCUCCACUUCACCAUAACUUGGCUAGCACCCCACUGCUCUUAAGUGUCUCAAAGGUGAUUUCAAGGCGACUGAAGCAAGCUGCCUGUCCACCUUGUAAAAUAAUCAAGUCCAUCUACCUCCCUCAAUAGCAUGUCUCAUUGAGUCGUUAGAAAGACUUCCCAUACAUUGGACAUCUACUUUCCCACCAGAAAAAAAAAAAGCCUUUUCACAGGGAAGUUUGUAUUUGUGGUUGUCUGUUGUAUUCUUCCGUAGCGCCACAGGAAGAGUGAGACUCACCCGCCACCCCAACCUACCUUUACCCUGCAGUUUGUUUUUUCAGUGCCAAAUGUAGAAGGGGAUCAUGAUGCAAAUAUAUACUGUGUAUGUGUGUAAGCACGUGGUCCCGUCUACACGUAAUCCCAGCCCACCUGCUUCGGUUUGCCUGUUGUUGUGUGGGAGAUCAUCACUAAUAUGCAUAAUGUAGUCGUUUCCUCUAGACAAUCCUACAGCGUUCAGAGACUCUUCCUCGUGACCUGCUCAUUCAGAGUGCAGUGAACCCCCAGGAAAGUGUGGAUGUGUUUGUGUACAACCACGAGCAAAGCUACUCCUGAGCAGAUGUUAGAAAAGCAUAAGGGCUGUUUAUUAGAUUACACACUCACCAAACAGCUUAAGGUUUAGUUGGAAUAGCUCAAAUUGGGGAUGUUUAUUCAGGUUGUGUGGUUUUAUUUUAUUAAUACUAAUUAAACAUUUUAGAACAAAACUUUGAAAUCACACGAGUGGUGGUGGUCUUUUUUAAACCUUUUAUCUCCAUCCACUUUAGGUAAAGCAUAAAGUUGGGGAUAUUCUGUAUUUUCUUUUUAAUGUAGUCAACAAAUCAUAUAAAAAGACCAAGACCUACAAUUUGUUCUGUUAACAUUAACCUACCUUAAAACAGCUGGGCACUGUAGUUUUUAACAAUUGUUACUGUAACAGGAGCAAAUAGAGAUUUUGUUAGGGACUUUUGUCAGUUGUAGAUUUGGUUAUUUGAGUCCUUACGGCAGCAGGAGAGUGUAUUUUGGAUAGAAUACUUGUUAGGUUGUUUUGGGGUUUUUUUUAUGGGGUUUGUUGACAAUAACAAAAAUACAAAAUAUCACCAGACUUAUCUUUUUAAUCCUAUAAAUGACAAUAAUAGUAGUAAUAUGACAUGACAUUGAAAGUAAUGACUUGGUGAGGAUGAAUAUACAGGCAGAAGUUUUAUUUAUACUGCCUAUUUCUUUUGAUGUGAAUAGGAACUGUUUUACCACACACUUGUGAGCUGCAUCAAUGCUUUUCAGUCCUGGUCUUUGGGACCAUUUGUGCUGUUGUUUUCUGUCCUGCCAGAUAGUUCAACUUAAUCUGUAUCAGUCCCCAAUUAGCUGGUUAGAAUGAAACCCUGCAGGGCUCUGGGUCCCAAACAUCAGGAUUGGAUAACAUUGACUUACACCAUAAAUGUUUACAAAAUCUGUGUAUUUCAUGUGAAGCAGUGUAAAACAAUCUUAAAUGCAGGUUAAAGUCACCAGAUAACUGCACUAAAGCCAAUCGUGGCAUGUCAGGCCUUACAGAGAGGAGACAUGUCGAUGCUGCUUUUCGCCUAGAGUUCCAGACUUUGAGACGUUUGCCUGCCCAAACCAAGUGUGAAUUUUAAUUACAGACCGGUGGUGCCAAUGUGACGAGUCUUAUGCCCUCUACACUGCACACGCACACACACACACACACACGGACAUAUCACAUACCUGAUAUUCCUCAGUACCCCAUUUACUUGGACUAUACAACAGCUAAUGCAGUGAAACCACAGGGAAGCUAAUUGUGUGUUCAAACCUACUUGUGAACAAAUCAAACUGUUUAUGUAACACCAAAUUGCCGUCUGCAAACUGAUGAUAUUUGUUUAUUUGUUUAUUUUUUCUAAUGUGUGGUGUGGAAGUCAUUCUUAUUUUAGGAUUUUGGUCCUUUUCUUGUUGCGUGUGAAGAUUAUGGGUGGUGGUAUUUUCAGUCAAGAACUUUUCAGGAAAAUGACAUGAAGUAAAUAUUAAGUAAAUGACAAUGUAGACACUAUGGUCAAAAAUAAAAUACCUGCACAACAAAUUUCCUCAGUGAUGACCACUCACUUACCUCCAGUAAGGCAAUGUUAAUGACAAGUGGUAGUGAUUUUGCCUAAAACAUAUUGGCAUUACAUUUUUAAUGGCAGUGAUGUAAAACUUCAGUUUCUGACGCUCCUCUAUUAUUUUUCAUUUAACUUUGUAAGGCGGUUUUAGCAAAUAGUUGAUUAAACUUCACAGGGUGAAACCGCAUUUGCCAACCUAGAAAAAAUAAUUAUUCGCCAAGCAGAAGUUUUGGACUGGACUGAUUUCAUACCAAGAAGUAUAUUCUAUUCUGUCUUCAGGGCUUACAGUAGAUGGUUAAAUUAUUCAUAAACAACAAUCAAUGCUUGGAAGAAAAAAAAAAACCCGGAACAAAGUAUGGAGUGUAUUUGGAUUAAUUUUACAACUGUGCAGGCUCCCUUUGCUCACUGUUUUUAUUUUAUAUUUUACACAUUUUUCAGAGGGGACUCUGUAUCCGUCAAGGUGGUCAGGACUUCCUGUGCAAUAUGCUUUAUAACUGUAUCAAUAAUAAAUCUGAGACAAUUUGAGUUGGUAA
This is a messenger RNA of Morone saxatilis (striped sea-bass), 4682 nucleotides long. It is a transcript of the gene klhdc3, whose product is annotated as kelch domain containing 3. Gene Ontology annotation, molecular function: protein binding; chromatin binding. The record is from RefSeq and is a predicted model, not a curated record. Gene Ontology annotation, cellular component: cytoplasm. The transcript has 11 exons. NCBI's taxonomy places the organism in Eukaryota, Metazoa, Chordata, Actinopteri, Moronidae. Bases 197 to 1345 code for a protein of 382 amino acids.